This is a messenger RNA of Andrographis paniculata, 842 nucleotides long. RefSeq names its product auxin-induced protein 15A-like. Gene Ontology annotation, biological process: response to auxin. Lineage: Eukaryota; Viridiplantae; Streptophyta; Magnoliopsida; Lamiales; Acanthaceae. Bases 305 to 574 code for a protein of 89 amino acids. The record is from RefSeq and is a predicted model, not a curated record. The transcript is spliced from 2 exons.
CUCGACCAAUGUGAAACCUUUAAGACAGCGAAUUUGGCUGGCGGAUCAUGACUCUGAUUGACUCAGAGGUUUAAGGAUCUUAAACUUGUGUUCAUUACAGAAUUGGUGUAGAAGUUAAGGAAGAACGAAGGCCCCAGGUCUGUAUUGACUUAUUACAGUAAAGACAUUCAACAGAUACAUGUCCUAAAGGGACAAUCAUAUCAACCACAAAAGCUGCGGCGGCUUGUGAUCUUACAGGACUGUACUAAGACAGAUGCUUUUAUCUGACCAUGUGCUGAUAUCUCAGUAGUUUCACAAUCCCAAAAUGGCGAUCCUACAAAAGCUGAGACGGUCUUUAUCAAGCGAAAGAAGAUCAGCCGAGGUUCCAAAGGGGCACUUAGCAGUAUACAUUGGGGAGACAAGAGAAAAGAAACGAUUUGUUGUUCCGAUGUCUUAUUUGAAGGAUCCUAUGUUUCAAGAAUUGCUGUCUCAAGCUGAGGAGGAAUUCGGGUUCUAUCAUCCAAUGGGAGGCCUAACCAUUCCCUGCAGCGAGAAUUUAUUUGUUGAUCUCACGUCCCAUUUGAGGAAGGCAUAGAAUGCAUACAUGUACCUGUCAAGAUAGAUGGAUAGGAAGAUACAACAAGGAGAAGAUUUUCUUAUUGUUUUCUAGAAAUAUAUACACUUGUUAAUAGAGAUUUAAUUGUUUGGUCGGGGAAGAUUUCUAUUCCUUUACCAAGAGAUGACACUCUAAGCAAACACAUUGGAAAAAAUUAUUUAUUGCAUCUUUCGAAAGGGAAGAAGGUAGUGCUCUUCUAACUCUCAACUGACCCAUCGGACUUGGUUUUAUUCUUGAAAAUCCAUUU